GCAGCUCCAAGGUCUGAAGCUGUGGGGCUGCUGAAGGAUGCUGACCUGCGGGCAGCCCUGGACGUGCUGCGGUGUUACGACUUGCACUCGAUCGUGGAGGAGUGGUUCAUUGAGGUGCUGCAGACGGACCUUCAGGCGAAUAUAGCUCCCGAGUUCUGGAACUGCAUUGGCCAGUAUGAAAACACGGCUGAGGAGCCCCAGUGCUCCUCGCUCCUUCUGGAUGCGUUUUGUCUUCUCAAGUGCCGCCUGGACCCCUACCUGAACAGCCUGGAACUUCUGGAGAGGUGGACCAAGGCAGGCUUGCUCCUGGGGACAGGCGCUCAGGUGCUGCAAGAAAAGGUCUACACCAUGUUCAAAGCUAUCCUUUUUUUCUCCACUACCAAGUCCUUCCAGGAAAUGAUCCAGCAGUUCUACAGCCGCACUUUCAGGAUAUACAUGCGGCAGUGGAAGAAAGGAGAAGAUGGAAUGAACGAGUGCGAGAGCAGCAUGAGUGAGACUGAGCAGGAGAGCGACACGGAGGAGGGCGGAGGAGAGAGCCCGCUGUGCGCAGGCUGCAGCAGCAAGAGGGAGCAGUGUUGGUGUCCCAAAGCCAUGGAGCAGUUUCAGCAGCUCAAUGACAUUCUCCGCCGGCUGAAUUUGCUGGAGAGAGUGAGCGCCGAUGCUGUCACGACCAUCUUGCACCAGAUGAUAGAGGAGAGGAUGGAGCAACGAUGCAGGGGGGAGUACGAGCACUCCUUCCUGAAUGAGUUCCAGGAGUGGAUUGAGAAAGUGAUUGGCUGGCUCAGCAGAGUUUUUCUGCAAGAUGGUCCCUUGGCACGUUCCUCUCCAGAAGCUAGCAGCACCUUGAAGCGCUGGCGGUGCCACGUCCAAAGGUUCUUCUACCGCAUCUACGCCAGCAUGCGCAUUGAAGAGCUCUUCAGCAUUAUUCGAGAUUUCCCAGAGUCAAAGCCGGCUGUGGAGGACCUCAAGUUCUGCCUGGAAAGGACUAAUCAGAGGCAGCAGCUCCUCAGCUCCCUGAAAAGUGCUCUGGAAAUGCGACUUCUGCAUCCUGGAGUCAACACAUCCGACAUCAUCACUCUGUAUAUCUCGGCCAUCAAGGCCUUGCGGGAGCUUGACCCCUCCAUGGUUAUCCUGGAGGUCGCCUGUGAGCCCAUCAGGAAGUAUCUGAGGACUCGGGAAGACACGGUGCGGCAGAUUGUGGCCGGUCUCACGGGCGAUGCUGAGGGCUCCGGUGAUCUUGCAAACGAGCUCUCGAAAGCUGACCCGGUGACGCUGGAGAAUGGCCAAGAGAGUGAUGAUGACAUCUCAGAACCGGCGGACUGGGUUCCUGACCCGGUUGAUGCAGAUCCAGGAAAAUCAAGUUCCAAACGUCGGUCCUCAGACAUCAUUAGUCUGCUGGUGAGCAUCUAUGGCAGCAAGGACCUGUUUAUCAAUGAAUACCGCACGCUUCUGGCUGACCGGCUACUACAUCAAUUCAACUACAGUGCUGAGAGGGAAAUCCGCAACGUGGAGCUGCUGAAGCUGCGGUUUGGCGAAGCUCAGAUGCACUAUUGUGAAGUCAUGUUAAAAGAUAUGGCUGACUCGCGACGCAUCAAUGCCAACAUUCGUGAUGAGGAAGAAAAGCUCCCAGAGGAGGAGAGGCCACCGUUCAGCCUUGUUGCCGUUAUUCUGUCUAGUGAGUUCUGGCCGCCACUGAAAGAGGAGAAGCUAGAGCUUCCAGAGCAGGUCAAGGAAGCCAUGGAAGCCUAUUCUAAAAAGUAUGAGAAAUUAAAGGCCAUGAGGACCCUGAACUGGAAGUACCACCUGGGCCUGGUGAGCUUGGAUGUGGAGCUGGCAGAUCGCACCCUCUCCCUGUCCGUCUCUCCUGUGCAUGCUGCCAUCAUCCUGCACUUCCAGACCAAGAGUACGUGGACACUGACAGAGCUGAGUGAAGUGCUCAAGGUGCCCGUGACAUCGCUGAAGCGGAAGAUGACGCUGUGGCUGCAGCAGGGUGUCCUGCGUGAAGAUCCCCAAGGCACCUUCACUGUGAUUGAGGAGGAGCAGAAGGACCAGGUGGAGAAGGUUGUUCUGAUAGACAGUGACGAGGAGGGGGACUCUGCCAUGGCGUCGCAGGCUGACCAGAAAGAGGAAGAGCUGCAGCUGUUCUGGACGUACAUCCAGGCUAUGCUGACCAACCUCGAGAGCCUGUCCUUGGAGAGGAUUCACAGCAUGCUGAAGAUGUUUGUGAUGACAGGCCCAGUGGUUACAGAAAUCGAUAUACAAGAGCUGCAGGGUUUCCUCCAGAAAAAGGUCCGGGACCAGCAACUCAUCUACUCCGGAGGCGUCUAUCGCCUGCCCAAGAACUGCAACUAGACUGCAAGCGUCCCUGCUGUCCCCUCUGUGUC
Phaethon lepturus (White-tailed tropicbird) is the source of this 2384-nucleotide messenger RNA. It is a transcript of the gene ANAPC2, whose product is annotated as anaphase promoting complex subunit 2. The annotation marks the transcript as partial. Gene Ontology annotation, cellular component: anaphase-promoting complex. The record is from RefSeq and is a predicted model, not a curated record. Gene Ontology annotation, biological process: ubiquitin-dependent protein catabolic process. Gene Ontology annotation, molecular function: ubiquitin protein ligase binding. The transcript has 12 exons. NCBI's taxonomy places the organism in Eukaryota, Metazoa, Chordata, Aves, Phaethontiformes, Phaethontidae.